Messenger RNA from Chilo suppressalis (striped riceborer), 390 nucleotides. Lineage: Eukaryota; Metazoa; Arthropoda; Insecta; Lepidoptera; Crambidae. The record is from the annotation of a GenBank genome assembly.
AUGCGAACGUUAGCGGUUGUAGGCAUCGCUGUCGCGAUUGUUCUUGGCGUUGGAAUUGUCAUAGGGAGUAUAACAUGGGCAGUCAUAGCGUCCCGAGACACAACCCCAGUCCCGGAUCCACCGGAGCUGAUCGAGCUAGACUGGUGGCAACACUGCGUGCUUUACCAGAUUUACCCGAGGUCACUGAAGGACAGUGAUGGCGAUGGCAUUGGUGAUUUGAAAGUUCCUCCGUGCUUCGGAAGGCACGUUAAGCCGUUGGUCCCGGUUGCAUCUGCAGUCGUUAGCACCCGCCAAUCCGCACUGUGCCCGCGUGGUGGGUCAUGGCCCAAUCUCCCUAUUCCAUCCAUAGGGAAGGCCUGUGCUCCAGCAGUGAAGACGUUAAUAGGCUGA